UGACCAUGGUAUGGUUGAGUUUGGACUAAAAUAUAACUUAGAAUGGGUUUUACUCCGUAGUUAGAUUGGGAUUUCGUCACAAAAGUAUGGUUUUUGGCUUUUUGCCACUAGCGGGUACAUUUCUAGCAUUUUCAUACCAUCCCAUUGUCAAGUUGAGAAGAAGAAGUAAUAAAUCGGCUUACACUUAUUUGAAUGGUAACUUGAUCCCAGAGGAUUUGUUAUACCGCAAACAGAAUGCCGUAUCUGGAAACUCUGGUGUAUUCAAAUGUCUACUCUGAAUCACCCGCCAUUACAAAUUUACAAUUCCUUUCCCACGGUUGGACGAAAACAGAGUUCUGAGAGAGAAAAAAAGCUUCCUCUGUUUUUUCAAUGGCCAGAGGCAGAGCAGUUCCCUUCUUCUCGAUUACCGUUCUUGUGGCGUGCUUCCUCCUUCUCUUCGCCGCAGAGCCCACUUCCGCCCGGAUUCAACUCCCGGCAAACGAAUCUAUCCCGGCGAUUUUUGUGUUCGGGGACUCGAUCCUUGAUACUGGAAACAACAACGGCUUACUCGCUUCCCCUUGCAGGAGCAACUUCCCGCCUUACGGCAGGGCAUUCGACGGCGGAGUUCCCACCGGCAGAUUCUCCGAUGGGAGAGUCCCGUCGGAUUUCAUGGUGGAAGAGCUUGGUAUUAAGGACACUCUGCCGGCAUACAAGGAUCCAAAUCUAAAGCUGGAAGAACUUCUCACCGGCGUCAACUUUGCUUCCGGCUGUGUUGGAUUCGACGACCUAGCAUCAAAACUUGGGAUGGUACCGCCAUUGAGUCAACAGCUAAGAGAGUUCAAUGACUACGUGAACAAAGUGAAAGAGAUGAUAGGAGAAGAAGCAAUGGCCAAACUGUUAGCUAAGAGCAUAGUUAUAAUCUCUUUAUGCAGUAACGACAUAGUUCAAGCGUACUUCAAUUCUCACAUCAGAGAACUCCAAUACGACUUCUCGACUUACGCUGACAUUCUAGUCAAAUCCGCCACGACCUUUUUGAUGGAAUUGUACUCAAUCGGGUGCCGGAGAAUCGGCAUGUUUGGAGCACCACCGCUCGGAUGUAUUCCGUUCAUCAGAACCAUGACCGGAGGAGUAGAAAGAAUGUGUAGCGAAAGGCAUAACCAGGCGUCACAAUUAUACAACUCCAAGCUGAUUUCGUCGAUGAAUUCCCUACAGAGCUCGAGAAACUUGGAUCCCGGUGCUAGGUUGGUCUACCUCGACCUCUAUGAUCCUAUGAUGCAUCUCAUCGUUAACUAUCGAUCUUAUGGGUUCGAGGUAGCGGACAAAGGGUGUUGUGGGAUGGGGCAAGUCGAGAUGUCUGUGUUGUGCAACAAAUACAAUCCCUACACAUGUACUGAUGGCUCCAAGUACGUGUUCUGGGACUCCUACCAUCCCACGGAGAAGACUUAUAAGUUGCUGGUUAGCCAGUGUCUUGCUAGCUACCUCCACAACUUCCUGUAGCAAGGCUAUUAGUAGGUUUCUGUUACUUAAUUUUUUUUGUACGAAUCGAGGAAGGAUGCAUGUGUACGUCGAGUCAUUGGGAGGAGUGGGUCAAAAGAAAGGAUGGCGGUGACUUUGUCAUUUUAAUAAAAAAGAUUGAUCUUUCAUCGUCAUACCAUCUAGUCCUCCUAGCUCCGAUUAGUCACGCCUCAACCAACUAAUCACGUCCAACUUUGCAUAGACGUUAUGAAUUCCUAAUGAUUUUUCUAAAGCCUAGGUAAAUUGUUUUGUCGUUACCUAGCAUCUAGGCAUAUACGGAAUUACGGCUUCUUGAACCGAUUGUAACCACUAUUAUGAUACUAUAAAUCUAGUACUGUUAU
Messenger RNA from Linum trigynum, 1835 nucleotides. The record is from the annotation of a GenBank genome assembly. NCBI's taxonomy places the organism in Eukaryota, Viridiplantae, Streptophyta, Magnoliopsida, Malpighiales, Linaceae.